AUGAACUUCCUCGAUCCUCUUGCAGACACAACAGCCCCGCGCUACGCGAUCGAAUCGGACGAUGAAGACGAGCUGAACCCACAACUCCCAUCUCAAGCCAAACGCGUAGUAGACAUCGACGUCAAGUGUGAUCCCGCGCCCGAUACAUCUCUACCUCUUGUCAUUGCGACGGGUGAUGCCGGGAAAGUGUGGGCUGCGGGAGCACCGCUGAAGGAGCAGGUUGGCGCGGUAUUCGUGAAUGGGGUUACUGUGGGCAUGGUCUUUCGGGUGGAGGGACUGGCGAAUGUUGUGAUUAGUGAGGCGACGACGACGUUGCCAGUUUGGGCCAUGAACGCAUAUGCGGCGCGGGUGCUGGAGCUGUUUACGCCAUCGAGGCUAUCGUUGCUCGAUUCGUAUCCCGUUCCUAUGUACAUCGACAGCGAACCUCGACCGUUCUCAGAAGCACCCGUUCGCUACCUUCAAACGCACUCGCUGUUGACAACGUCCCCCGACCUCGAGCCCUUCUCCCCGCCAAACCUCGUACAAUCAACAUCCGCCGCGUUCCUCGCCCGUAUAGCGUUUGCAUCGCCAUCGACACCCGCGUCGCUACUCCUCUUGCCUUCAGCGCACAUGAGCUACCCGCGGCCGACCGAUAUCGCGCCGUCGACGUCCUCGGCGCAUGAAACCGACGACGGAUGGCCGUCGAGCAUGCUGAAGGAGGUGCAUGGACUGCUGGUACCGAAGGCGCCUGCUUGGGACGCGAGCAAGGGGCAUGUACGGCAGAAGCCGGCUGCGAGGCGUGCGCUUGUAGAUGUUGGUGAGGGUGGGAUGUAUAUCUAG
This is a messenger RNA of Peniophora sp. CBMAI 1063, 819 nucleotides long. Lineage: Eukaryota; Fungi; Basidiomycota; Agaricomycetes; Russulales; Peniophoraceae. The record is from the annotation of a GenBank genome assembly.